Molecule: messenger RNA, 828 nt
Organism: Symbiodinium sp. CCMP2592
Lineage: Eukaryota; Dinophyceae; Suessiales; Symbiodiniaceae
Source: the annotation of a GenBank genome assembly
AUGGCUAUCCAGCCGGAGUUCGAGUACGAGGACGAAUGGGAGGCAUUCCUUGAGAAGACCGAUCCCAGGAAGCGGCUGGAAAAGAGAUUCCAGAACUACACCUGGAGCUUCGGAGUGGACGAGGACGACGAUGGCUUCACUCGAGACUGCGUGCAGUUGGAGGUGCCCACCGUCAGAGAAACGGAGCCUCGACACGUGCAAGCGAAGCUCACGUCCCGACAUCUCAAGUUGACGGUGCAUGGGGAGGACGUCAUCAACGAUGACUUCAGCGACGAGCGCUGGCUGAGCGUUGAGGACUCUUACUGGGAGUUAGAAACGAAGACCAACAAAGCCGGUGAGCGCAUGAAGAACAUCCGGUACUUGCUGUACCUACGGAACGAUUGUACGAAAUACAUCACUAAGACGCUCUUCGAGAAAGAGAAGCAGGAACUGGGACCGGCAGCGGGUGACGACAGUGAUGACGACACCGCUGAUACGAGGAUAAAGAUGAUAGCGAAUCUGAAAGAGCCCGAGCCGCGGCGAGAGGCAGAUGUGUACUUCUCGGAAGAGGAGGAGUUCUCCGAGUACGAGUGCGAAGGCUGCGGCUCCAAAAGUGUGAAUGUCAUGAAGAAGGCAGAAGACCGCUGCUUCAAAGUCUACUGCAAUGAUUGCCCUUAUGUAUCCAUCGCAGACAUGCACAAGGAGGCGCCGUCCAUCCGUCGACAACGGGAGAUCGACGAAGCCCGGGCAAGGAAGAAGAAGGAGAAGGAGAAGAAGAAGGAAGCCGAGAAGUUGGCGAUCGAGGACAAAGUCCCGGUGGAUCUGGCAGAACUCGAAGAAGUCGAUUGA